Chelonus insularis is the source of this 1623-nucleotide messenger RNA. Its product is annotated as myb-like protein D. The coding region runs from base 1 to 1191 and encodes 396 amino acids. NCBI's taxonomy places the organism in Eukaryota, Metazoa, Arthropoda, Insecta, Hymenoptera, Braconidae. The transcript has 5 exons. The record is from RefSeq and is a predicted model, not a curated record.
AUGGCUGAAGUUGACGCGAAAAUAAAUAUGUCUCUUGAUGAAAUCAUAAAGCUGGAGCGCAAGGAAAAAAAGAAAAACUCAAACGGCGUCAGUGGAAAGAAAAUAAUCAAGAGAAACAUUAAAAAGAAUGUUGGAAAUGCACAAUCUCGAAGCCCUAAUAAAUCAUUCAACACAAAUUAUAAGAAAAAUAAAAAGAACACUGCUGCUAAUGCAAUUAAAAAACGAAAUCAAAAUUGGAGAUUCCAACGACAGAAUGGACGUCAAACAUCAAACGUUGGUUUCGUUGGUAAACGUUAUAAACAACAAAAUGGCGUUACCAAACGUACCAAGAAUGGAAUUAGUAUAAAUAAAAACAUCAAACAACAACUCACAAAUAGAGACAGUGGCAUAAUCUUUCGUCGUACUAAAACUCCGAAAUUUGGAUUAACUCGUUCAAGAAGUCGUAAUAAUCUUGCGUCAAAUACUCUCAAAAAUUUAACUACAAACAAUCGAGGACUUAAACGAACAAAUAGUUUACCAAAUCUUCGUGAUCCGAAUUCUGUUCAUAAUCGUCUGGGAUAUCAAAGUUUAACUCAAGUUGCCUACAGAAAUCGUGUUAAGCGAGCUAAAAAACUUUUACUUCAACGACAGAAUAAACAAAAGUUGUUAUCUGAUGAUCAAAUGCUAUACCGUCCUGCUAGAGGAUUAACCAGUCUUCAACAACGAGCUUUGGAGCGUCAUCAACAACAGCUCAUGACUUCUCAGAGGAACAUUGGCACUGGAGGACUUCGAUCUGAUCAAAUCCUUCGGUCACAAAGGCGUGCACAGUAUACUCAAAAACUCAUGAGAAUGAAUGCUCCUCGAAGAAAUCCAAAUAACAACGUCAAUUUUAUGUGUACUUUAAAACAAGUCUAUGAUAAUCAUCCAAAUUUUAAUCCACAUCUUAAUCGCAAUAUGAAUAACAAUCUUCGUCAAUUACCACGAGGACGAUCACCUUACCGCUCAGAAAUGCAAAAUUCAAUGGCACGAACAUCUCAAUUCAUGAGACCACGUUCACGUUCACGUUCCCGAUCCCGUUCUCGUAUUCAGCCAUCAUCAUCAAUGCAGUCCAACAUCAAUGUAGAUGAUCGUACAUUCAGCCAAGUUAUGUACAGCGUAUCAAAUAAUUUAGGAGUCACUGAAAGAACUCUUAAUGAUAGAUUUAGUUAUUAACAAUAUUUCAAAACUAUACUAUUGAAUACUGCAUAACGGAAGUAAUAAAAAUAAAACCGAAAUGCAGAGAUUCAAGAUGUGCAUAUACAUACAUAUAAAUAUUAAUUGUUGUGUGCUGUUUAAUGCACAAAUGUAAAUUCAUCGAUAUAAAUCACACGGUAAAACACAAUAAUAUUAUUCAUUAAUUUAACAUCAAUAGAAAAUUUGUAAUUGAUCAUAAUGUCAUUUAAUUAUUAUUUCACGAUUACUCAGAUAGUCGGUAAACUAUGUAUUUUUUUUUUGUGUAAUUAUAGACAUCUUUAAUUGAUAGAAUAAUUGAAAAUACUUAUUACCUAUAGUAAAAUCACUGUUAUGAUUAUAAUUUUUUGUAUUUAUCGUAAUUUGUAGAUUAAUUGCUGUAUUGAUAAUUAGAAAAUUUAUAUUAUUUUCAUG